This is a messenger RNA of Eleginops maclovinus (Patagonian blennie), 5055 nucleotides long. Its product is annotated as rho GTPase-activating protein 7. NCBI's taxonomy places the organism in Eukaryota, Metazoa, Chordata, Actinopteri, Perciformes, Eleginopidae. Gene Ontology annotation, biological process: signal transduction; actin cytoskeleton organization; regulation of Rho protein signal transduction. The transcript has 17 exons. The record is from RefSeq and is a predicted model, not a curated record. Gene Ontology annotation, molecular function: protein binding; GTPase activator activity; lipid binding. The coding region runs from base 116 to 3553 and encodes 1145 amino acids.
AACUCUUAAGUCAAACACACACUCGGCAUGACAGAGUUUGCUGCCCACAUGGGUUAGAAACUCUCCAGAAACGCAGGGUUUUUCAGUGGGAAUAUGUAACUGUUGAGUGUGGAAUAUGGCUCAGACCCCGGCGGUGAAAGCUCCACUGCGGAGAUCCUUCAGCGAGCAUGUGAAAGAUUCCACCAACAAGGCUUGGGAUGUCUUCUGGAAGAGCUUGAGGGAUAGGCGGCUGUCAGAGAUUGAAGCCAAGGAGGCCUGUGAUUGGCUGCAAGCGGCCGGCUUCCCUCAGUACGUGCAAUUAUUCAAAGACUGCAGGUUCCCCAUCGACUUUGAGUGGGCGAAGCGUGAUCACCACUUCCUGGAUAGAGAUGCUCUGGAUUCGCUCUGCAGGAGAUUAAACACUUUAAACAAAUGUGUGGAAAUGAGGCUGGAACCGCGGAGAUCAAAACGAAGGGGAGAUGACUUUAACGGAGAAGACUUCUGUGCCAUCAGCCCCAACUGGAGCUAUGACAGGCAGGCGAGACGAUGGCGACGCCUCGACUCAACGAUGACCAUCCUGCGCCUGUCCGACAGUCCCACCGGAGCUCCAGAUGUGUCUCUGUGUGACGCCAGUGACCUCCAGGAUGUGUGUUCCAUCCACAGCUCCAGCAGCACUGAGAGUGAAGGCCACCAAAAGAGUCACAGAGACGCGGCCACAACGAAAAACGCCUCCAUCAGCAUCACAGACGAACAGGAGACCAGCAGGAGCUCUUCCCGCUGCUCCUCCACGAGCAAGAUGCUUUCUCAGGACCCCUCGUAUAGCGGACCGUCCUCCCCUGGUGGAAGUGGUGGAGGAUCGUCCACCAUGAGUCUGGACGCUGAAGGCUGCUUCCCAGACAAACCACCAAGGAAGAAGGGCAGCAGCCUGCUGAGGAAGAUGGAGAAACUGAGGAUGAGGGGACCCACCGGCUUCCUCGCUUCUGCUCACAUUGGAGGUGGUAAUAGCCGGAAUCGGACCAGGCACAUUAUUCAGGUCCAGGAGGAGGAGAGGAGGAAGACGCUUAACAGCCCAUCAAGCCGUGCAUCUUCCUCCUCGUCUCCUCACACCAUCAGCAGCAACAGCAGUAACAGCCAAUCAGAGAGCAGCAGCACUGUCAGCACGCCGAGCCCGGUCACCCGAGUCAGGAGCAACUGCAAACGCUCUAACAGUGGCGUCGAGGGUGGAACGAGCCAGAACAACCAGAACCACACAGGAACAGAGGAGUAUAGGAACCAGAUCAACAACAACAACAGCAGCCACCAGAGUCUGGUCUUCCAGAUGCCCCAGGGACACAAACCAGGGACCUUCCCCACCUCUCUGGCUCAUAAACACACCAUCCUGUCCACCAUCAUCGACAGCAACUCCGUCAACUGGAGGACCGGGAGCUUUCACGGUUACCGGGGGCAAAACAGUUGCCGUCUGGGGACAUCAUCUCUGGCCACUAGUGACCAGGACACCUCGUGUACUUCUCCUUGUGAAGCCGUCCGCAGUCCGCUUGCCGUGCUGGAUCAUCGGCUGAGUAUCUACGACAACGUGCCAGACGACCAGCAACUGUCUGAAAGUGAAGGUGGCAGUGGGGGAAGUGGAAGCGACGCAGAACGAAUGGGAGAGGAGUCAGAGGUGAGUGAAUUGUUGCCAGGCGAAGACGUUUUCUCUGCUUUGGACAGCGUUUUGGAGAGGAUUGGCGACCUCCAACAACUGGUCUCCACCUGGUCUGAAAGUCUGUCUGAGGACGACUGCCAGAGAGGUUCCUCGUCCUUGUCCUCGUCCUCCUCUUCGUCUUCUUCUCAGGACUCUCCUACCCGAGGCUCCUCAGCAGCCUCCCCUUGCCCCUCUUCCCCCAGCCACAUCCACCUGGAGGUGCAGCAUGAGGAGGCACCUGAGACCGGAGAGCAGCCAAAGACCAGAUCGCCACAACCCAGGAGCAGCAGGGUGAGUCGGCAGCUGCUCUGGUCCAGUGAGCAGAGCCUGGCCUCUAGUCCAGGAGUGGAGAGCCAGUCUGUGUCCCAGUUCCUCCUGCUGCAGAAACACUCUCUGCUCAAACUCACCGCUCUGAUGGACAAAUACUCCCCGUGCAGUAAGCAGGGCUGGAACUGGACUGUUCCCAAACCGCAGAGGAAGACCAAGGUGAUGGAGGUGAAAGGUCAGCGGGUUUUUGGAGUUCCUCUUCUCUCCACCGUCCAGCAGACAGGAGAGCCACUUCCUCCCAGCAUCCUCAGGGCCCUGGUCUACCUAAGGACCGAGUGCUUGGACCAGGUGGGUCUUUUCCGUAAGUCUGGGGUAAAGUCUCGUAUCCAGUACCUCAGAGAGCUGGUGGAGUCGGACCCGUUAGGUGUUUUAUACGACGGUCAGUCCGCCUUCGACGUGGCCGACAUGGUGAAGCAGUACUUCCGAGACCUGCCUGAACCUAUCUUCACCAGCAAACUCUGCGAGUCCUUCCUCCACAUUUACCAAUAUUUCCCCAAGGAUCAGCAACUGGUUGCAGCUCAGGCGGCCAUCUUGCUUCUUCCUGAUGAAAACAGGGUGGCCCUACGUACGCUGCUCUUCUUCCUGCGGGACGUGGUGGCCUGUGUGGAGGAGAACCAGAUGACUCCAACCAACAUCGCAGUUUGCCUGGCACCGUCACUUUUCCACCUCAACACCCUGAAGAGAGAAGCCAACGCUCGAUCCAGUCACAGGAAGUACAGCUUGGGCCGCCCGGACCAGCGGGACCUGAGUGAGAACCUGGCCGCCACGCAGGGCCUCGCAAACAUGAUCACUGAGGCCCAGAGACUCUUUCAGCUUCCUGAGUUUUGGCCCUGUCAGCUCUUGAGUGCUGCAGGCUCUACCGAGGAUUCGCUCUCUGAGGAAGGAGAAGGGCUGGUGACCUUCAGUCCGAGUGGAGGUGAGCAGGAGGAGCAGGAUGAGAGACGGAUCAAGCUGCAGCUGAACACCCAGCAGCUCCUGAAGGAGGCCAGGGAGAGGAGCCGGGGCUGGGAGAGCCGGCCAGCUCCAGAGCCAGUGGAGCUGGCCUCCAAGAAGAUGGACGAUGGCUGCCCGCUGUGGAUGUGGCGUGGCUCUGUGGAAGUGGACGCCCCCCAGAAGGAGCUGCUGCACCGGCUGCUGAGGGAGCAGCAGUUGUGGGAGGGAAGCCUGCGCCAGGCCUCCAUCAUUCAGACCCUGUCCAAGGAUGCAGAGGUCUACCGCUACCUGCUCCACAGCUCUGGCCUCGGCCUGGGCUCCUGGCCCCCACAGGAACAUCUACUGCUCAGGAUGUGGCAGGCAGACCCGUCCUCUGGUCCUCUGUACCUGUCCUCUGUUUCCACAGAGCACCCAGAGGUGCUGACGGAGGGGGUCAGGGCCCACGUCCACUCCUGCCUUUACCUGUUGGAGCCAACCGGAGCCAGGAAGACCCAACUGACACAUCUCUGCAGAACAGAUACCAGGGGCCGGUCGCAGCAGUGGCAUAGCAAAGUGAGCGGACAUCUUCUGGCUUCCGGUCUACUCGCCAUCAGAGACUCCUUCAGAGUCGAACACAAAGAGACCAACAUUUAAUGCAGAAGUGGAAGCUGAGGAUCAUCAACCCAUGUGUCACCCUGAGCUAUUCAUUUAGUUAAAGUCUCAACCUCAUGGCAGAACGCUGGAAAAGGGACACCACAGCGUCAUAUUCUCAUGACUUUUUGAAGCUUUGAAAGUGAAACUCGAGCACAGCAGGCAGGGAAGGUGGCCUCCGAGGGCGUCCCUCAAACAUUUGUGUCUCUUUGGAGUUGCUGUAUGUGUUAGUUUGUUUUGUCAGUGACCUUGCAGAGUGCCAGCAGCUGCCUUGCACUUCCUGCUGCAUCUGCUACGCUUCACACUCACAAAAAAACGCCAACCCUGGCAAGCUUUGACAGAGGACAUUGGAGGGAGGAUGAAAAGCUUGACUUCUUCCGAGCAAAAAGGGCGAGACAGAGCAAGUGGACAGUGUUGGGUUGUUCGUCCCUCUUACUCUUACCCAGAAAGAGGCAGGGGGAAACACAUGGCAGCUUCCUGGAUGAACACAGGAAAUAAGGAUGGAGAACAUCAGGAAACAGGCUUUAAGCCACCAGACAUUUGGCUUCAGUGAAAGGGAAAGAAGAAAAGGACAGAGUGAAUUCUGGGAAGGGACGAGCGUUACAGCACCACUACUAACCCUAAAACCAGGAACAAAGCAACGAGAGAAAGUAGACACAGCCGCCGUGAAAAACGAUGACAGGGUGCGCCGGAUUCAGCAGGGAUGAAGAAUUAUGACACUAGGGGAAAGUCAAAAAUAAAGAUAAGAUCAGAAAUACUUUAUUGAUCCCAGACUGGGAAAUGUUUGUGUUGUCCCUUUUCGAUGACUGUUCUCACUUUUAAAUUCAUCCCUGUGAAUUCACACCGUUCAGAAACAGGACACACGGGUGACAGUUCAAAGACGGUCGAUAUCUACCUCUCCACAGGAAGACGGCGCCGCAACGUGACUUUGAAGCACGACAAUGUUGUGAUUUGACCUGUGUGUGUGUGUGUGUGUGUGUGUGUGUGUGUGUGUGUGUGUGUGUGUGUGUGUGUGUGUGUGUGUGUGUGUGUGUGUGUGUGUGUGUGUGUGUGUGUGUGUGUGUGUGUGUGUGUGUGUGUGUGUGUGUGUGUGUGUGUGUGUGUGUGUGUGUGCGCUUCGGCACUGUGAUGGAAAUCCAACCAGACAACGCUCCCUCGAAACUUCAUGAAUUUUUUAACAUUUGUAUUUAUUCUUAGACGGUCAAAAGUGUGACAUUCACGUGACUGUGUGUUUGUGUUAUUUUAUAUUACUUUUUUAGUGCAUAGUCCUACAUAUUUUAAUCUGGCAUUGUUAAGAAUUAGGCCAGGCCAGCACAUGUAAAUGUCAAAUUAAUUCACAUAUAUAAGAUUAUUUAACUUAAUGCAUAUCUUAAAAGAAAAGUUAUAUCUAAAAACAAAUCUUAUUUAAUUUCUACCUUUCAGGAGAUGUUCUCUUGUUUGUGUGAGUGUGAAAUCUAAAUGUAUCAGUGCCAAACACCUAAUUAAAGUGUUUAUUUCUCUCUGAA